AUGGCUAGUGAAGACUUCAAGAUCGCCGUUAUUGGCUUUGGUUGCCGGUUACCAGGUGGCGUAACCAACGGUCAAAAAUUAUGGCAAAUGUUGAUGGAGAAGAGAUCUGCGCGGACCGAAGUCCCCACGGACCGUUACAACGUUGAAGCCUUUUACCAUCCAGACGGAAAUCGGUACGGCACAUCAAACAAUCGCGGCGGCCAUUUCCUCACAGAAGAUGUAUCGCUGUUUGAUGCUCCUUUCUUCUCGAUUUCGCCCGCCGAGGCCAUAGCAAUGGAUCCCAUGCAACGCAUCCUUCUUGAGGUUACCUACGAAGCACUCGAGAAUUCGGGCCUGACAUUAGACAAAAUAUCAGGGUCGAAAACUUCGUGUUUCGUCGGAUGCUUUACCAAAGAUUACGAAGAGAUGCAACGACGAGAUAUGGAGCUGGCUCCUAAAUAUCAAUCUACAGGUGCUAGUCAAACAAUGCUUUCCAACCGCCUGAGUUACUUUUACAAUUUCAAGGGCCCAAGUAUAACUCUUGAUACAGCGUGUAGUAGCGGGCUAGUUGCUGUGCAUCUGGCAUGUCAAAGUCUACGAACUGGCGAAAGUUCAAUGUCGGUGGUUGGAGGUAGUAAUCUCAUUCUAAGUCCCGACAUUCAGAUUGAGAUGAGCGACAUGAAUUUUCUGAGUCCGGACUCCGUAUCAUACGCCUUUGAUGAGCGUGCCAAUGGGUAUGCGCGAGGAGAAGGUAUGGGAAUAAUUGUCCUCAAGCCAUUACAUCUUGCUUUGCGAGAUAACGAUCCUAUUCGAGCUGUUAUUCGUGGCACAGCAGCAAGUUCAGACGGGAGAACACCGGGCAUCACCAUGCCCUCCAAAGAUGCUCAAAUCGAUCUGAUACGCAGUGCGUAUCUAGCAGCUGGGUGUGAUGUAAGCGAAACGGGCUAUUUCGAAGCCCACGGUACUGGGACGGCUGCAGGAGAUCCCAUCGAAACUGGCGCGAUCGGGGAAAUCUUUGCAGCUCAUCGCCCAUCCACAAUAGACGGCGCAGCAAUACCCCUGUCUGUCGGAUCCCUGAAAACCAACAUGGGUCAUCUGGAAGGAGCUAGUGGUAUUGCGGGACUGAUCAAGGCAAUACUCAGCGUCGAACAGGGCAUGAUCACGCCCAACAUCUGGUUCGAGAAAGGAAACCCCGCUAUUGAAUUCGACCGAUGGCGGAUAAAAGUCCCGACUGAACCUAUGGCCUGGCCGCUGGAAGGUAUACGCCGCGCCAGUGUCAAUUCCUUUGGAUAUGGAGGCACCAAUGCACAUGUCAUCCUUGACAAUGCGCGUCACCACAUCAAUCAGACUAGUCGAUCGAGUGGACAUACUAGGACCGAUUCCGGUUCCGUGGAGCUCGUCGACGAAGUACAUCUUCUCCCAUCCUCACGGCCUCGCGUUUUCUUUCUCUCUGCCAAUGACGAGCCGGCACUGAAGCGUAUAAGCAAGGCACUUGCAGAGCAUCUGCAAACACUGCCGCCAUGCAACGAAGAACAGCUACUGGAUAGACUGGCUUACACACUCUGCGAACGACGUUCGCGCUUUCCUCACGUACAUACCGUUGUCGCAUCAGAUUUGGCGAACUUGGAACGGCGACUAAAUAAUGUUAAUUCAAUCUCUCAUGACCACAUCGACGCCCCUCGCAUCGGGUUCAUAUUCACUGGCCAAGGUGCCCAGUGGUGGGGUAUGGGAAGAGAACUGCUACGAUACCCUGUCUUCAAGGACAGCAUACACAGAUGCGAUGCGAUCAUCCGCGAUCUGGGCGCAGACUGGUCACUGAAAGAGGAGCUUCUCAGAAACGAGGUAGAGUCGCGGGUAGACGAGGCACCCAUCAGCCAACCUCUCUGUACCGCGCUUCAGAUUGCUCUCGUCAAUCUCCAUGCUUCUUGGAACAUCCACCCGCACAGUGUGGUCGGUCAUUCCAGUGGGGAGAUCGCAGCAGCCUAUGCCGCUGGAGCCUUGAGCGCUAGGUCGGCAAUGACAAUAGCUUUCUUCCGUGGUCUCUUAGCACCCAAGGUCAAGAAUUUGGGAUACGCUGGUAGUAUGAUGGCGGCCGCGCUGUCCGAAGAUGAUGCAAAUCACAUGCUUGCUGGAUCGAGCAGUGAGCUCGGUCAGGUUCGGGUCGCUUGCAUCAACAGCCCGCGCAGUGUCACAUUCUCUGGUGACACCACAGCCAUCGAAGAGUUGCACAAGGCGCUGGUUGCCAAAGGUAUUUUCGCGAAGAUUCUGCAGGUUGAUACCGCGUACCACUCACAUCAUAUGCAAGCCAUUGCCGAAGAGUAUCUUGCCCGACUUCGCGAAGCAAAUGUGACAGUUUUAGAGUCCGAUCAGCAAGUUCAGAUGUUUUCGUCUGUCACAGAAGACAUAGUUGAGCGGAAACAGUUGGGUCUCAAAUACUGGGUGACAAACCUUAUCGGCUGCGUUCGAUUCUCUGGCGCGCUUGAAAAGCUGUGUCUGUCAGUCACAGAGAGCAACACACCAAGGGUGGAUAUUCUACUCGAAAUCGGACCCCAUUCUCUUUUCAAAGUUCCCGUCAGAGAUGUCUUGAGCACAGCAUUCGGAGGAACACCACCCCCCUUCAAGUACCUCUCGACUCUCAUCCGCGGAAAGCCUGCUGACGUCACUGCGCUUGAAGUGGCCAGCCACCUCUUUACAGACCACUACCCCGUCGAGAUACAUACCGUCAACUUCCCCGUGAAGCCAAAACACUCAUUGCCCGUUCUGACUGACCUACCGCAAUACUCAUGGAACCAUUCUCGAAGUUACUGGUGCGAAUCUCGCUUCAGCCGCGACUACCGCUUCCGGCAGUUUCCCAGAACAGGAAUCCUUGGCGCACCGGUCUACGACUGGAAUCCCAUCGAGCCUAGGUUCAGAAACUUCUUACGCCUGCGCGAGCAGCCUUGGCUAAGAGAUCAUGUCGUUCAGGGCGACAUCCUCUUCCCGGCAUGCGGAUAUAUAUGCAUGGCCAUCGAAGCGUGCCGACAGAUGUGCGUGAUUUCACCAUCGACUUUCCUACCCGAAGGAUCAGGAAGUGUGACCGGGUACAAAUUACGCGACGUGAGUAUAUCCCGGGCAUUGCUUGUCCCCGAAACCGACGAGGGCGUUGAGAUUUCCUUCUCUAUGCGGCGCCAAGCAAACCCAAGAAUCAGCAAGUCGGACUAUUGGUACGAAUUCCAUAUCUUCUCAUUCUCAGUCAGCGGCGGAUGGGCCGAGAACUGCUGCGGUUCGGUCUCCGUGAUCAGCCAAUUGGAUGAGCUCGAUGGGGUUUCGAAAAACUGCCAGGACCAGUGGACAGCAGCUCGCGCAGAUUGCUCGACGAAGCUCGAUGUAGAUGCGUUCUAUGCGGACGUGAAUGCCAUCGGACUUACCUAUGGAUCACUGUUUCAGGGUAUCAAGGACCUCACCAUCAACCCAACUAUGUCGAAUCAAGCCGCAGCCAUGAUCCAAGUCACAGAUACGCGAGCUGCCAACCCCCAUGGGUUUGAGCAUGAUCGGUUGUUACAUCCUGCGACCAUUGACAGCUUCUUACAACUGGCGCUCGUCGGGCUCGGCGGUGCUGGCCUUGAACAGCUCCAGCAGGCCAUGGUCCCUACAUUUGUUGAGGAGAUAGUCGUCUCUGGAGAUAUAGCAGCCAAAGCCGGAGACUGUCUUCACGUCGUUGCAAACACCCAGCGGGAUGGGUACAGAGAAGCAAAAGCGGACAUAUUCGCCUUGGAUCCAGUCACCUCGAAAGCAGUCGUACUCAUGGAUGGAUUUCGAUUCGUCGCCAUCAACGCCGGGAACACAUCGAGUGAAGUCGAGCCAACAAUUCCAAAACACUGUUUCAAGCCAGUUUGGGAACCAGACGUGGAGCUUAUCGAGCGCCAGGACCUGGACCGUGAAUUACAGGCGGCUUCACGACCCGAGUACCGUUCGAAAAACGCGCGAGAAUUAGAGCUAUUGGCAUACUAUUUCAUCGAUCAAGCGAUCCAAAAGGUCGACGAGGACGAUGUUGCUGCCAUGCUCCCACAUCAUCAAAGGUUCUACGCAAACUUGUGCGAGAUACGAGAUACCGUGAUUGCAAAGACACACCCACAACAGACCGAGGAGUGGCAACGUCUUCAUACCCCGGAAGUGACUUUGAAACUCGACGCCAUGGCCCAAUACUACCGUUCGCAUGAGACAGCCUACGAUGGUAAACUACUUGUCCGGAUUGGCGAGGCUCUACCUUCAGUCUUCCGCCACAAGGUCGAGCCACUCGCCUUGAUGACACAGGAGAACCUGCUGGAAGACUACUAUACCACCGCAGUUGGAAUGCCAAACACGUAUGCGCAGAUAUCGCGCUACCUGACCAUGCUAUCGCACAAGUAUCCGAAUCUUGACUACCUGGAAAUCGGGGCGGGAACUGGUGGCGCCACAGUUCCCACUCUCCAAGGCUUGAGUGGAUGUAAGGAUCUACACACAUACCCUCGACUCAAAACAUACACGUACACUGAUAUCUCCUCCUACUUCUUCGAACGCGCCGCGGAAAAGUUUCAAGACUUUGAGAAGUUCACGAUCUUCAAGAAGCUGGACAUUGAGCAGGAUCCUGAAGCGCAGGGUUUCACGCCUGCGUCAUAUGAUGUGAUCGUAGCUGCUAAUGUCCUCCAUGCCACAUCCGAUAUGAAUCGCACAAUGGCACAUGCUCGGAAGCUAUUGCGACCAGGCGGAAAACUGAUCCUCCUUGAGAUGACGAAUCGCCUUCUCGCAGCAUCCGUCAUCUUCGGUACACUGCCAGGCUGGUGGAAUGCUUCUGAAGACUGGCGGAGAGGAGGUCCACUGCUCACGGAAGUCCAAUGGGAAGACGUACUUCGCACAAACGGCUUUAGCAAUCUCCAAGCCAGUAGUCCGGACACGCAGGAUCCGCUUGAAGAGGGUACACGGCUGAUGAUCGCCACAGCCGUGGAGUCGCCCAAGGCAAGUCUACGCAACGGCCUGCCAACGCCACCAGAAAGCCCACGCAUAUUCAUUCUCUGCGGGACUUCUCCAGUGAAGAUGAACAGACUGGAUGUGGCAAUUGCUCUGAAGUCGACUAUCGAGAAGACCGGUGUGCAGGCGCAGAUUUUACCUUUCUCCAGGCUCAAGCUUCAAGACGUGACUGGAGCUAUCUGUAUCAGCCUGGUAGAACUCAAAGAACCUGUGCUUGCUGAUCUGGAAGCGUCUGACCUGGAAACACUCCGACGCAUCGCUGAGACAUCGGCGGGCCUGCUUUGGGUUACGCGGGGUGCUGCGUCUGCGGACGUCGAACGCCCUGAGCUGGCACUUUUUCACGGGCUUGCACGUACUCUGAGAGUGGAGCACAGAGAGUUUCCCUGCAUCACCAUCGAUCUGAGUGCGGAGGGAAAACUGUUAGCUGGUAAUGUUGCCCACUUGUUGAUCCGGGUGUAUCAGGAGUACCUCUGGCCUGGGAAACACUCAAAUACGGCCGACAGCGAGUUCAUCGAGAAAAACAACGUGCUGUACAUAAAGCGCGCUAUUGUCGACGACGCGUCGAAUCAGUUCCUCGCCGCGCGCACCAUGUCGGCAGUGCUACCGCCGCAACUGGACGACGUGGUACAGAAGAAUCGACCAUUGAGGCUCAAGAUGUCCGACAACGAUUCCAAGUCUUUUGUAUUCGAGGACGAUCUUUCUCACGUGGAAACAUUGCAGCCUACCGAUGUUGAAAUUGAGGUACACGCAAUGAGUCUCGAUGCCAAGCACAUUGAAAGCAUCAAAUGCACAUCCUCAGACAACAGCCCUAGCCUUGAAUGCGCAGGGGUCAUAACGAAGGUCGGCAGCGACGUCACACAUCUCUCGAUUGGCGACCGAGUAACAGCCUGGUGUCUGGGAACCUUUGCUACUCACGUGAGAUCAACUGCGGCAUGCACACAUCGGAUCCCGGACGGGAUGAGCUUCGAAGUUGCGGCAAGUUUGCCUAUCGCAUUCGCUACCGCCCACUAUGCCCUGGUCCACGUAGCUCGUCUGAAGUCUGGCGAAACGAUUUUGAUCCAUGGAGCGACGAAUGCCGUGGGUCAGGCUGCCAUCCAACUUGCCUCAACGCUGGGGGCGGAGAUAUUCCUGACUGCCUGUUCACAGGACGAGGAGGCUCGUCUUGCAGCAACGCAUAAUAUUGAGAGCGAUCAUAUCUUCCUCCACCAGGACAGGAGCUUCGUAACGGCUCUCAAACAAGCCACAAAUGGCCGCGGCGUCGAUGUCGUCCUGAAUGUUGCCUCUCACGAAGCUCUACCGGCAGUAUUCAAUUGCGUUGCAUCGUUCGGCAGGUUUAUCGACUUGCCAUCCAGUGACAUACAGACAGACGGUCGAGCUGGAAUGGUGCCAAUCGGCCGUAAUGUCUCGUUCACUUCAAUCGACAUGUCCGCAUUGCGCAAUCAAAAUGCCAGGCUUGCCGGUAAGACGUUUGGUGCGGUAAUGGAACUUUUUACGGCCGGGGAAUUACGAGAGGGUUCACUUAUCGAAGUGAAGCCUUGGUCGAAGCUUGCAGAUGCCGCGGCCUCGCUGCAAAGCGACAACCACACAGACAAACUGGUCAUGGUCCCUACAGCGGGUGAUACUGUUUUGGUCGCACAGGGUCCACCAGAGCAUGCCAGGUUCAACGAAGACGCGUCCUACGUCCUAGCCGGCGGUCUCGGCGGUCUAGGUCGUAGCAUAGCGCGCUGGAUGGUCAACAACGGAGCGAAGAACCUGAUCUUCAUAUCGCGCUCGGGCGCUUCGUCUGAUUCAGCAUCGUCCAUGAUUGCCGACCUGUCCGCGUCCGGAGUCUGUACAGCAGUUCUCAACUGCGACAUCUCGGACUCUGCAUCCCUCUCCUCUGCGCUCUCUACAACCCUGGCUACCUUCCCUCCAGUUAGAGGCGUCAUCCAAGCAGCCAUGUCACUCAAUGACUCCCUCUUCACGAACAUGAGUCAAGAGCAGUGGACAGAUACAAUACGACCGAAAGUCCACGGGUCGAAGAACCUGCAUGAAGAAACACUGAGCCAACCGCUUGAUUUCUUUAUUCUGCUCUCCUCGCUCCACAGCUUUAUAGGAAAUCCCGGGCAGGCGAACUACGGCGCAGGCUGUGCGUAUCAAGUGGCCCUUGCGCAGUAUCGGAACGGACUGGGCUUGCCUGCUGUAGCGAUCGAUCUGGGUAUUGUGGACGAGGUGGGGUAUGUUGUGGAAACCAGCGCAAAGGCGGGGAAGAAUGUUGUCGUGCAGGCACUACAGCAUAUCAAAGAGACGGAAAUGUUAGGCCUGAUUGAGCUAGCCGUCCGGGAGCCAUUCAAGGGACACAUAGUAACAGGACUCGACGGGAACUUUGAGCAGGAGAAGCCAUUCUUCGCAGAGGAUCCCAUACUGAGCCAUCUGGAAUACUUGCGUCCGCACAUCCAACUCAGUCCCACCACUCAACACAGCGUGGAGGGAUCUACAACACAAAAGCCCUUAUCUGCCCUCCUCAGCAUGGAUAACUCCACGGAGAUGAAUACAGAGCUCAUUCAAACUGCGCUGAUCAAGAAGCUCUCCCGCUCGCUGAUGAUGGACCCUGAGGACCUCAAUGCUAGCAGAUCGCUGAGCGCCUAUGGGACGGACUCGCUGGUCGCAGUCGAGAUGAAGAAUUGGAUUCAGCGCGAGACCAAAGUCAGCGCUUCGGUGUUUGAAAUCCUGCAGGCGCCUGCGAUUAGCGCGUUGGCGAAGCGGAUUGCUGAGGGAUAUGGACGGAAGGCGGAGGGGUAG
Messenger RNA from Dothidotthia symphoricarpi CBS 119687, 7746 nucleotides. RefSeq lists its product as uncharacterized. Gene Ontology annotation, molecular function: phosphopantetheine binding; oxidoreductase activity; 3-oxoacyl-[acyl-carrier-protein] synthase activity. Bases 1 to 7746 code for a protein of 2581 amino acids. The record is from RefSeq and is a predicted model, not a curated record. The transcript has 2 exons. Lineage: Eukaryota; Fungi; Ascomycota; Dothideomycetes; Pleosporales; Dothidotthiaceae. Gene Ontology annotation, biological process: secondary metabolite biosynthetic process; fatty acid biosynthetic process.